This is a messenger RNA of Macaca mulatta (Rhesus monkey), 5736 nucleotides long. Lineage: Eukaryota; Metazoa; Chordata; Mammalia; Primates; Cercopithecidae. The record is from RefSeq and is a predicted model, not a curated record.
UGGACAAAGACAAAGUGUCUCUGUUGAGAGACAUUGUUCACUGAGGAUUAGCAAGGGAGAGCGUAAUUUGAGUGUUUGAAGCCGCUUCGUUCAACUGAUGGGGGUUGUGAAUUUUGUGUUCAGAGCGUCAGAGGACCUGCAGGUGAAAUAGCUUCCUUUUGGAUUGCACCCACGAAGCUCAGAGACUUUGAGACAUACUCGUGUAACAUCUGCUGAUACCGGUAGUAACAGGUUAUACUAAGCUGUCAGUUCCUAAGAUCUGUCAAACAGGGAGGUUGUGGUGCGGAUAGCAUAAGUGUCUCUUGACACUAGUUUAUAUGUAAUUGUCGUAAUUCAGUUUUAAUGAUGAGUGAAGCUCAGACUUAAUUUUCUCUCUUAUUUUGAAGUGAGUUUUCUGCGUCAAAGGUGUUGUGCAAAAAAAAAAAAAUAAAAUAAAACCGUAUGGGGGGUGGGGUUGAAACAAACCUGAAGUACACCUUUUUCUUUAUCGAAGUCUGUAAAAGUUACUGAUUUAUAAAAACUGAAGGAAUUUGGGCUACAGAAUUUUCAUUGGUGCUUGCUGUCCUCUUCCCUAGUCAUUUGUUGCCCAGGGAACAAAAAUAGCAAUUGUUUGUAUGCUGAAGUUUUGUGCUUCAGUUUAUUUUGGCCUGGCAUGUGAAGUUUGAAGAUUUUGAGGUUCCGAAAUAUUUUUUUUUCCUGAUUCAGUCAAAAUUGGAAGCUCGGGCUAGUUUUCAGGAUCUUGUAGAAAUUUCAGGAUUUCUCUAAUGGUUCUUUACCUGGAAACAAAUAUAGGCCUGAUGGGGAGUGGGAGAGAGCUCUCAUUCUCCUGGACGAUGAGUUUUGUGUGUUCAUUGACAUUGUCCUUGGCGUUCCUGUUAAUGCGGGUGUUUAUGACCCUGGGCACCCAAGGAAAUUUGCUUGCCAGAGUUUUACUUGUUAGAGGUAGGUGAAAGUACCUUUAAAUCCUAUGUUAUUUAUGUCUUGACAGAAUUAUAAAAUCUGUUUCAAAGUUUUGUUGGCUCUUACUAGUUGACUUUAGGAAUUUGGGGUCCACUGUGAAGUCUCUUUAGAUUCUCGAAUUUACUGUGGUCUGAACUUCAACAUCGAGGUUGCUCUUUCUGUUUUAUCAUUGACUUCAAACCGGAUUAUCAGAGUUUUAGAAAACUACUCGGAUGCUCCAAUGACACCAAAACAGAUUCUGCAGGUCAUAGAGGCAGAAGGACUAAAGGAAAUGAGAAGUGGGACGUCCCCUCUCGCAUGCCUCAAUGCUAUGCUACAUUCCAAUUCAAGAGGAGGAGAGGGGUUGUUUUAUAAACUGCCUGGCCGAAUCAGCCUUUUCACACUCAAGAAGGAUGCCCUGCAGUGGUCCCGCCAUCCGGCUACAGUGGAGGGAGAGGAGCCAGAGGACACGGCUGAUGUGGAGAGCUGUGGGUCUAAUGAAGCCAGCACUGUGAGUGGUGAAAACGAUGUAUCUCUUGAUGAAACAUCUUCGAAUGCAUCCUGUUCUACAGAAUCUCAGAGUCGACCUCUUUCCAAUCCCAGGGACAGCUACAGAGCUUCCUCACAGGCGAACAAACAAAAGAAAAAGACUGGGGUGAUGCUGCCUCGAGUUGUCCUGACUCCUCUGAAGGUAAACGGGGCCCACGUGGAAUCUGCAUCAGGGUUCUCGGGCCGCCACGCCGAUGGCGAGAGCGGCAGCCCGUCCAGCAGCAGCAGCGGCUCUCUGGCCCUGGGCAGCGCUGCUAUUCGUGGCCAGGCCGAGGUCGCCCAGGACCCUGCCCCGCUCCUGAGAGGCUUCCGGAAGCCAGCCACAGGUCAAAUGAAGCGUAACAGAGGGGAAGAAAUAGAUUUUGAGACACCUGGGUCCAUUCUUGUCAACACCAACCUCCGUGCCCUGAUCAACUCUCGGACCUUCCAUGCCUUACCAUCACACUUCCAGCAGCAGCUCCUCUUCCUCCUGCCUGAAGUAGACAGACAGGUGGGGACAGAUGGCCUGUUGCGUCUCAGCAGCAGUGCACUGAAUAAUGAGUUUUUUACCCAUGCGGCUCAGAGCUGGCGGGAGCGCCUGGCUGAUGGCGAAUUUACUCAUGAAAUGCAAGUCAGGAUACGACAGGAAAUGGAGAAGGAAAAGAAGGUGGAACAAUGGAAAGAAAAGUUCUUUGAAGACUACUAUGGACAGAAGCUGGGUUUGACCAAAGAAGAGUCAUUGCAGCAGAACGUGGGCCAGGAGGAGGCCAAAAUCAAAAGUGGCUUGUGUGUCCCAGGAGAAUCAGUGCGUUCACAGCGUGGUCCAGCCACCCGACAGCGAGAUGGGCAUUUUAAGAAACGCUCUCGGCCAGAUCUCCGAACCAGAGCCAGGAGGAAUCUGUACAAAAAACAGGAGCCAGAACAAGCAGGAGUUGCUAAGGAUGCAAAAUCUGUGGCCUCAGAUGUUCCCCUCUACAAGGAUGGGGAGGCUAAGACUGACCCAGCAGGGCUGAGCAGUCCCCAUCUGCCAGGCACAUCCUCUGCAGCACCCGACCCAGAGGGUCCCGAAUUCCCAGUUGAGUCUGUGGCUUCUCGGAUCCAGACUGAGCCAGACAACUUGGCACGUGCCUCUGCAUCUCCAGACAGAAUUCCUAGUCUGCCUCGGGAGACUGUGGAUCAGGAGCCCAAGGAUCAGAAGAGGAAAUCCUUUGAGCAGGCGGCCUCUGCAUCCUUUCCCGAAAAGAAGCCCCGGCUUGAAGAUCGUCAGUCCUUUCGUAACACAAUUGAAAGUGUUCACACCGAAAAGCCACAGCCCACUAAAGAGGAGCCCAAAGUCCCGCCCAUCCGGAUUCAACUUUCACGUAUCAAACCACCCUGGGUGGUUAAAGGUCAGCCCACUUACCAGAUAUGCCCCCGGAUCAUCCCCACCACGGAGUCCUCCUGCCGGGGCUGGACUGGCGCCAGGACCCUCGCAGACAUUAAAGCCCGUGCUCUGCAGGUCCGAGGGGCGAGAGGUCAUGACUGCCAUAGAGAGGCGGCCACCACUGCCAUCGGAGGGGGGGGUGGCCCGGGUGGAGGUGGCAGCGGGGCCACCGAUGAGGGAGGUGGCAGAGGCGGCAGCAGUGGUGAUGGUGGUGAGGCCUGUGGCCACCUUGAGCCCAGGGGAGGCCCGAGCACCCCUGGAAAGUGUACGUCAGAUCUACAGCGAACACAACUACUGCCGCCUUAUCCUCUAAAUGGGGAGCAUACCCAGGCCGGAACUGCCAUGUCCAGAGCGAGGAGAGAGGACCUGGCUUCUCUGAGAAAGGAGGAAAACUGCCUACUACAGAGAGCUUCAGUUGGACUCAGAGAUGGGCUGGGAGAUGCCUCCCAACUCUCCAUUGCUCCCACUGGGGACCAGCCAUGCCAGGCCUUGCCCCCACUGUCCUCCCAAACCUCAGUAGCUGAGAGAUUAGUGGAGCAGCCUCAGUUGCAUCCGGAUGUUAGAACUGAAUGUGAGUCUGGCACCACUUCCUGGGAAAGUGAUGAUGAGGAGCGAGGACCCACCACUCCCACAGACAAUGGUCCUAUUCCGUCUCUAGUGGGAGAUGAUACAUUAGAGAAAGGAACUGGCCAGACUCUUGACAGUCAUCCCACUAUGAAGGAUCCUGUAAAUGUGACCCCCAGUUCUACACCUGAAUCCUCAUCAACUGAUUGCCUGCAGAACAGACCGUUUGAUGACAAAUUAGGUCUUGGUGACUCAUGCCUUCCUGUGAGGGAAAGUGAUACUAGACAAGAAAACUUGAAAACCAAGGCUCUCGUUUCUAACAGUUCUGUGCAUUGGAUGCCCAUCCCAUCGAAUGAUGACGUAGUGAAACAGCCUGAACCAGAAUCCAGAGGACAUGUACCAUCUGUUGAGCCCCAGGUUGGAGAGGAGUGGGAGAAAGCUCCUCCCACCCUUCCUGCAUUGCCUGGGGAUUUGACAGCCGACGAGGGUCUAGAUCCUACUGAUAGCCUUACUUCACUCUGGACUGUGCCAUCUCGAGGAGGCAGUGACAGCACUGGUAGUUACUGUCAACAGAUGGACGCUGAAAAGCUGAAAAUCAAUGGAGACUCUGAAGCACUGAGUCCUCACAGUGAGUCCACAGAUACAGCCUCUGACUUUGAAGGUCACCUCACGGAGGACAGCAGUGAGGCUGACAGUAGUGAAGCUGCAGUGACAAAGGGAUCUUCGGUGAACAAGGAUGAGAAACCCAGUUGGAACCAAUCUGCCUCACUGUCCAAGGUGAAUGGUGACCUGCGUCUGGUUACAAGGACAGAUGGGAUGGUUGCUCCUCAGAGCUGGGUGUCUCGAGUAUGUGCGGUCCGCCAAAAGAUCCCAGAUUCCCUACUGCUGGCCAAUACUGAGUACCAGCCAAGAGCCAUGUGUCUGUCCAGGCCUGGGUCCUCAGUGGAGGCCACUAACCCACUUGUGAUGCAGUUGCUGCAGGGUAACUUGCCCCUAGAGAAGGUUCUUCCACCGGCCCACGAUGACAGCACGCCAGAAGCCCCACAAGUACCGCUUACAAACGAGCAGAGCCAUGGCUCCCUGUGCCUGGGAUCUUUACAUGGUCUUGAAGAAAACAGUGGCAUGGUUGGUGGAAGCAGCCCCAUUUCUUUAAGGGCUUUGAAGGAGCCUCUUCUACCAGAUAGCUAUGAAACAGGCCCUGUUCUUGCCAGGAUUGAGGUCACCCAGGCUCCUGGAGCACCCCAAAAGAAUUCCAAGACAGUCCCAAGUUUUGACUCCUUCCAUCCAGUGACAAAUCCAAUUACUUCCUCUAGGAAACUGGAAGAAAUGGAUUCCAAAGAGCAGUUCUCUUCCUUUAGUUGUGAAGAUCAAAAGGAAGUCUGUGCCGUGUCACAGGACAGUAAUUCAAAUGCUGCUCCAGGCAAGAGCCCAGGAGAUCUUACUACCUCGAGAACACCUCGUUUCUCAUCUCCAAAUGUGAUCUCCUUUGGUCCAGAGCAGACAGGUCGGGCCCUGGGUGAUCAGAGCAAUGUUACAGGCCAAGGGAAGAAGCUUUUUGGCUCUGGGAAUGUGGCUGCAACCCUUCAGCGCCCCAGGCCUGCAGACCCGAUGCCUCUGCCUGCUGAGAUCCCUCCAGUUUUUCCCAGUGGGAAGUUGGGACCAAGCACAAACUCCAUGUCUGGUGGGGUACAGACUCCAAGGGAAGACUGGGCUCCAAAGCCACAUGCCUCUGUUGGCAAUGUCAAGAAUGAGAAGACUUUUGUGGGGGGUUCUCUUAAGGCAAAUGCCGAGAACAGGAAAGCUACUGGGCAUAGUCCCCUGGAACUGGUGGGUCACUUGCAAGGGAUGCCCUUUGUCAUGGACUUGCCCUUCUGGAAAUUACCCCAAGAACCAGGGAAGGGGCUCAGUGAGCCUCUGGAGCCGCCUUCUCUCCCCUCCCAACUCAGCAUCAAGCAGGCAUUUUAUGGGAAGCUUUCUAAACUCCAGCUGAGUUCCACCAGCUUUAAUUAUUCCUCCAGCUCUCCCACCUUUCCCAAAGGCCUUGCUGGAAGUGUGGUGCAGCUGAGCCACAAAGCAAAGUUUGGUGCGAGCCACAGUGCAUCACUUUCCUUGCAAAUGUUCACUGACAGCAGCACAGUGGAAAGCAUCUCACUCCAGUGUGCGUGCAGCCUGAAAGCCAUGAUCAUGUGCCAAGGCUGCGGUGCAUUCUGUCAUGAUGACUGUAUUGGACCCUCAAAGCUCUGUGUAUUGUGCCUUGUGGUGAGAUAAUAAAUUAUGGCCAU